Angiostrongylus costaricensis is the source of this 381-nucleotide messenger RNA. NCBI's taxonomy places the organism in Eukaryota, Metazoa, Nematoda, Chromadorea, Rhabditida, Metastrongylidae. The record is from the annotation of a GenBank genome assembly.
AUGUUAUUUUUGUUCAUAUCAAAGGAAAAGUUCUUUUUGUUUCCCGUACCUGAGGAUCCUAUAGCGCUGCCGAAAGACGUAAAUUCGAAUCCACUUCGAUGUCCAAUUCGUAUUCAAAUCGACAAAGACGCUGUCCCAUCACAUAUGUUGGAGCAGACCUUGCAACAUUUGCUGUUCUGUUUUGGAUUUUGUUCUAUGGAGUGUUCGGCAGAACAUAAUAGAGAAUAUCCAUUAGAAAGCAGCGAGUCAAGUGGAUCGUCGCUCUACAUCCAUCAAACGGGCGGAAUGUUUGUAUCGCUCGAACGGCCAAGCGAAAAAUUACCCUUUUUCUUCUGGGCUUGGAAUCAUAUGCUCACAAAAAAGUAUCGGCAAGAUAGGUAA